Messenger RNA from Sclerotinia sclerotiorum 1980 UF-70, 1551 nucleotides. RefSeq lists its product as hypothetical. Bases 1 to 1551 code for a protein of 516 amino acids. NCBI's taxonomy places the organism in Eukaryota, Fungi, Ascomycota, Leotiomycetes, Helotiales, Sclerotiniaceae. The record is from RefSeq and is a predicted model, not a curated record. The transcript has 4 exons.
AUGGCUAAUGAACCUCAAUUGCAUUCACCUUCAACAACUCAAAACCGAGAACCUUCAGUCGUGAAUAUAGGUACAUAUGGUAAUGAUCAUGGUAAUGGAACUGGUAACAGAAGUGGAGGUUUGGGCAGUUAUCAGUCACCAGACACGCGUGAGUUGACCGUCAACGACAUUGCGGACAUAGAUGAUCCGAUAGAAUUGUUGGAAAAACUUACAAACACAAAAUGGGACUCUCGCAAUCUGGAAACUCCUUCUUCUACACGCACAAGUGCACAAUUCGCAAGCCUUUUAAACGCUGCCGAGAUGGCUGGAGGGGUAGAUGCUAGGCGAUCAGGUACCCCAUCGAGUAACAGUGGUAACGGACAAAGUACUCGAGGCUCGCCAGCAAGGACAUCUUCAAAGCGUGGUAGGGAUGAAUCGGAAGAUCGAGCAGAGGAAGGAGGGGAAAUGUUUGGUUUCAUAAAUGCCAAAGCUAAACCAAGAAAAGUGCGCAAACUCACAGCGGAGGAAGAGGAAGAAGCUGCGAGAGAACGAGAAAUAUGGGGGUCGGAGCCUUCUGAUGUUGAUGAUGAUGAAGAGGCCGAGGACGAGGGUGAAGAUUCGCAAGGCAAGUCCUCGGCAAUUCCUGAUCUCAAUCCAAGAGCGCACGGCGUUCAUUCAGCUGCUGCACUUUUCCGAAAAACAUCUGCAUCAGGCCGAAAAUACACCAGACCAGCGAUGUCGAAAGUUUUCACAAAAUUGGAGUUAGCACCUGAAGAUUUCAUUACGCUCCAGGCUGCAGCCAAGGACUACAUGCUAGAUCCGAAACACCCAGAUCGAAGCGCCUGUAUUGGCACUAAAGAAAAAAGAGAUAAUGAUUUGACGAAGCUGAAGCUCUAUGCUUGCGUCAGGAAUUUUCUUGCCGAUGAGGGAGAGGGAUGGGGGGAGAGACUUUUUGGUAGAAACUCCCCGAGUGGUGCUACAAGAAGAUGGUUUUGGCCUGACAUGCCAAACAAAAUUACUCCUUUAUUGCGUCGCAUGGUUACCAAUGAGAGACAGCGGUUAUAUGCCCUCAACCUUAGAAAUCAAAAAAGGAAAGAAGAAGAGUUAUAUCAGUUACGCGCCGCAUCCUUCAAAAACAGUCAAGCAUCUCAAUCCCCAUUAAUUGAUCCUCAACUCACCUUACCCGAUCAAAAUAUAGUCGAUAAACCUAUUGCAGACAAUUCAGCCGCGAAUAUUGUAGCUGAGACGCAAACUGCCAAAGCACCAGAAGUUAGUGCUAAGCAGCCGGCACCACUUGAGUACCAUAUUAACAUUAUCCACAACGGCAAACGUAUUAGGGACAUGUUUACCUUGAAUCCAACAAAUUGUGUAGGCUUUGUAAGCUUUACUGCACAUGUUGACGCAGCGAUUAAGGCACCUUACAAGAAGACAGCUAUGAAGGUGUUGGGCCCUAAUGGCUUGGUCGAGGUCAGAUCAGAGGCAACAUAUGCCAUGGCUCUAUUGUCAGUGAGAAAGACAGAAUGGAUGGAUGGAGACGUCAAAAUCAUCGUAGAGACAACAAAGACCGAGUGA